Molecule: messenger RNA, 2930 nt
Organism: Amborella trichopoda
Lineage: Eukaryota; Viridiplantae; Streptophyta; Magnoliopsida; Amborellales; Amborellaceae
Gene: CYL1
Product: alpha-N-acetylglucosaminidase family / NAGLU family
Source: RefSeq, a predicted model, not a curated record
UGUGGUGAUUCAUUCUCAAAAGAAGCUUAAACAUAGGUUGUUGAUUUCUCGUACACUAUUCUUUUGAAUUCUUGGAGGAAAGAUAAGAGCAUUUAAUGCGACACAUCCAUGAAAACGGAUCGAUUUUGAGUUUUGAGAUUCAUAUGAAGCCUGAACUAUUUUGAUCAAAUGUGCUGGUCCUUAAUGGCGAUAAUCUUCAUAGUGUUGGUCUCCAUCUCGUUGGCGUUUGCCAGGCCUGAUAAAGGGCUUGACGGAUUGAUUCACAUGGCUGAGAGUCAAAGGUCUUCUCCAUCUGUGCAAGAAGCUGCAGUGAAGGGAGUCUUACAAAGGCUCUUGCCUUCUCACUCUUCUAGCUUUGAAUUUAGGGUCAUCUCCAAGGAUCUUUGUGGUGGUGUGAGUUGCUUCUGGAUCAAGAACUUCAACAAUUCAGGCGUGAUAGGAAGUCCAGAGAUGUUAAUUGAAGGUGCUACGGCAGUUGAGAUUGCUGCUGGCCUUCAUUGGUAUAUAAAGUAUUGGUGUGGUGCUCAUGUGUCAUGGGACAAAACUGGUGGUACGCAAAUAGUUUCUAUUCCUGAUCCUGGAUUGUUACCACGUGUUCAAGGCAACGGAGUGAUGGUUCAGCGCCCAGUUCCAUGGAGCUAUUAUCAAAAUGUUGUUACCUCUAGCUAUUCAUAUGUUUGGUGGGACUGGGAAAGAUGGGAGAAAGAAAUCGACUGGAUGGCUCUGCAAGGGGUUAACUUACCAUUAGCAUUCACUGGCCAAGAGAGUGUUUGGCAAAAGGUUUUCAAGGGUUUUAACAUUAGCAAGGAAGAGUUGGAUGAUUUCUUUGGUGGACCAGCCUUUCUUGCCUGGGCACGCAUGGGAAAUUUACAUGGUUGGGGUGGCCCGCUUCCACAGAGUUGGCUAGAUGAACAAUUGGCUUUACAGAAAUGUAUCCUAUCUCGUAUGCUAGAGCUCGGCAUGACUCCUGUGCUUCCAUCCUUCUCUGGGAAUGUUCCUGCUGCAUUGAAAAAGAGAUUCCCAGCUGCAAACAUUACAAGACUCGGUGACUGGAACACAGUUAAUGGAGAUACUCGAUGGUGCUGUACUUUUCUUCUUGAUCCCUCUGAUCCUCUAUUUAUUGAAAUUGGUCAGGCUUUUAUUCAACAACAGUUCAAAGAAUAUGGAGUUGUCACUCACAUAUACAACUGUGAUACCUUUAAUGAAAAUUCACCACCUACAGAUGACCCAACAUAUAUAUCUUCGCUUGGGGCUGGGGUUUAUGAGGCAAUGCACAAAGGAGAUCGCCAUGCUGUUUGGCUCAUGCAGAGGAUCCAGUGUGACACACCUGAACUUGUUGAUGGAGUUCUAUUUGUCAAAGUAUUAUGUUCAAUCUGCCAUGGUUGGCUAUUUUCAUCGGACUCUUCUUUCUGGAAACCACCACAAAUGAAAGCACUCCUCCACUCUGUUCCCUAUGGAAAGAUGAUAGUCCUCGAUCUAUUUGCUGAUGUCAACCCCAUAUGGAAACGUUCUUCCCACUUUUAUGGCACUCCAUAUAUCUGGUGUAUGUUGCACAAUUUUGGAGGUAACAUUGAAAUGUAUGGGACAUUUGAUACAGUGUCUGCAGGACCAAUUGAUGCUCAUGUUAGUCCGAACUCUACCAUGAUUGGUGUUGGAAUGUGCAUGGAAGGGAUAGAGCAGAAUCCUGUUGUCUAUGAGCAGAUGUCUGAGAUGGCAUUCUGGAAUGAAAAAGUUAAAGUGGAGGAAUGGGUUAGGAAUUACUCUCAUCGACGUUAUGGUAAAAGAAUUAAGCAAAUCGAGGCUGCUUGGGAUAUUCUUUAUCACACAAUUUACAACUGUACAGAUGGAAUAGCUGACCAUAACAAUGAUUACAUAGUUGAGCUCCCAGACUUUGUUCCAACACUAAAGUCAAAUACGCAGAAUGCAAUUGGAGGUCAGAUGAUAAAGGCCUCCUCAUCGGAAAGAAUAAGAAGAUUCUCAUUUAGAGAAACGAGUUCUGAUUUGCCUCGUCCACAUUUGUGGUACUCUCCUGGCAAGGUCAUUCAUGCUUUGAAGCUUUUCCUUGAUGCUGGAGACCUACUCAUUGGAAGCCUCACAUACAGGUACGACUUGGUGGACCUAACUCGGCAGGUGUUGUCAAAGCUAGCAAACCAAGUUUAUGUAGAUGCUUUGACUGCUUAUCAUUCCAAGCAUGUUGAGGAGCUCAAUGUUCAAUCCCAAAAGUUUAUUGAGUUGAUCAAAGACAUUGACAUGCUUCUGGCUUCUGAAGAUGGCUUCUUACUUGGACCAUGGCUAGAAAGUGCAAAGAAUCUUGCAAGAAGUCCAGGGCAACUGAGGCAGUACGAAUGGAAUGCAAGAACACAAGUCACAAUGUGGUACGAUAACACGAACACCAACCAAAGCAAACUUCAUGAUUAUGCAAACAAGUUUUGGAGUAGCUUGUUACGGAGCUACUACCUUCCUAGAGCUUCCACUUACUUCGAUCAUUUGUUGAAAAGUUUGAGAGAGAAUCAGAGUUUCCCAUUGGAGAAAUGGAGAAGAGAGUGGAUAUCAUAUUCUAACAACUGGCAAUCAGGCACAGAGCUUUACAGCGUGAAAGCCCAAGGAGAUGCCUUCAAAAUUUCUAAGGAUCUGUUCAAAAAGUACUUGGAGCCAUGAUUGUCUGUGCCAAGCUUCACUAAAAGUGAAAAACAUUGCAGCAUUUGAACAGGUAUAUCUUCUCCAAUAAAACCCUGUAUUUAUUUGUGAUUCUGUAGUUUUUAAAGUUGGUUGCUAUGUUGUUUGUAAUUUUGAACUGUUCAUAGUGGGUUCUUCCAGUAAUGAAUGCCUGUAUUUAUGGUACGGACGAUGUAAUAAUAGACUCUUAAACUCCAGUAAUAUGUGUGUGUUAACACUAGAGACCAUGUAACAAUAAAUUAUUUGUUUUCACA